Monopterus albus (swamp eel) is the source of this 1648-nucleotide messenger RNA. RefSeq names its product protein phosphatase 1 regulatory subunit 36 (gene ppp1r36). The transcript is spliced from 9 exons. Bases 60 to 1181 code for a protein of 373 amino acids. Lineage: Eukaryota; Metazoa; Chordata; Actinopteri; Synbranchiformes; Synbranchidae. Gene Ontology annotation, biological process: negative regulation of phosphatase activity. Gene Ontology annotation, molecular function: phosphatase binding. The record is from RefSeq and is a predicted model, not a curated record.
GGGAGAAAACCAGUGCCAAUUUCAACGAUCUUCAACGGCGUGCAGAAUGGCUGGCUGAUAUGUGCACGUUGACCCACAGAGGGCGCCAAAGCAUCGGAAAGCGCCUCAGCCCUGCCCACCUGAAUGUCUACAGGUCCUCAGUGAUGAACAGGAGAGGAGAACGUGUCACCAUUGACGAUGUCAAACAGGUGGCUGUCAGUUUGCUACAUGAGAAUUAUUCACUUCCCAUUCCUUUCUGCUUUCUGUCCAUGUUGAAGAGUAAAGAGCUGGAUGACGUUCUGGCUGCCCUUCUUGUUUAUCUGUCCUUUUUCUUUGACUACAAGUCUCUGGAGAAUAAACUUAAGCAUUUUAUGGCUGUAGGCAUCAUCACAGUGCACCAGAAGCUUGCAGAGGCUUUGGCCAGACAGGAGAUAGCUAAAAAGAAGUUGGCUAUCUGCUACUUCAGCCUGUUUAUGGACCUGGAGAUGAAACAAAACGAACACACAUCACAACACAAGGGCCAGAUGUUGUCACACAGUGCAGAAUGGCUGCUACAUGCAUGCUUGUAUAGUUUCUUCUGCUGCGUGGCCUGGGUGACGUUUGACAGGAAAAACCUGAGAGACAUCCAAGAGGAGGUUGGGCGCCUUUUGUACUCUGACACCUUCAACACAGCAGUGAGGAACGGGACUAAUGGGUCCCCAGCAAUGACCUCCACUAUUCUUAAUGGGUCACUGAAUACAGAAGAAGCUGACCCCAAGGAGACAGGAUGUAAGAGCACAUUCAAGAAAAGAAUGUUUCAGAGGCAUCCGACUUUCAACAGUGUAGUUAAUCAGCGCUCUCCACUGAUGGUGUCUCUGUUACCCUCACCCAAAGAACGCUCCCCCCAUCUAUUCCAUGGGAGCCAGGACAGAAGGCUGAGCCCGUGGCAGGCUGUGCACUGUGACAACAAGGUCCUGAUGGAGCAGAUCAACCAGCAGCUGGCCAGUGUCAGCAUUGGGAUUCUUGGUAAGCCACUGAAACAGUUCAGCUGCAGUACCCUGAUAGCCCACGGAGAGCAGAAGAACAACAGAGAUGGGGAUGGGGCCCAUGAACCAGGCACUGAGAUUAAUAACAACGAGGAUCAUCCGGGUAGAUGGCCAUCUUUUAUGGGACCCAAGUCGACACACCUUGCAGACCCUGAUCUGGCAGCCCCACUCAGAUAAACACCAGAAACUCAGCAGCUGCCAGUGAGGCUGUGACCUUAUACUGAAUGAAUUGCAUGUUUUAAAUGUGUGAGAGAGCAUUUCCAUUGGCAUAACACUGGCACUGUAUGUGCUUAGACUUACAGAUGCAUUCCUCAGCACAGUUUACAGGGUAAAAACAAAGAAAAGAUUCAGGUAGCAGCUGAGUUUUCAUUCUGUGCUCAUGGGUGCCUUGUUUUCCAAAGCACCUGCCUGGACUGUCAUCACACACACACCAUAUUUGUUGGGGUUUGACUCGGAAUUUAAAUCAGUUUCUUAUUUGCCAGCGGAUGGUGCUGUUGAAUAAAAUAUAAUGAAAUCUGUAACAACUUUGAAAGUCUCCACUUUCUAUAGAGCCUGAAUGACAUUCAGUUCACAUAUGAAAAUGAAGGAAGUCCAGCUCACUGCAUGCAUAAUCCACCCUGCAUAAUAAAAUUAUACAGCGUUCA